Coccinella septempunctata (seven-spotted ladybird) is the source of this 840-nucleotide messenger RNA. RefSeq lists its product as uncharacterized. Gene Ontology annotation, molecular function: catalytic activity. Bases 1 to 840 code for a protein of 279 amino acids. NCBI's taxonomy places the organism in Eukaryota, Metazoa, Arthropoda, Insecta, Coleoptera, Coccinellidae. The transcript has a single exon. The record is from RefSeq and is a predicted model, not a curated record.
AUGGAAACGGGCACUAAAGAACUGGUCAUCUGUUCUGCCUACUUCCCUGGUGAUGCCAUGUUCCCCCCGCCAAAUGAAGUGCGAAAAUUAGUUGCCUUCUGCAGGGGGAAAAACCUUCAACUCCUCGUUGCUUGCGAUGCCAACUCCCAUCACACUACGUGGGGUAGCACGGACAUCAACGAAAGAGGUGAGCACUUAUUCGACUUCAUUCUAGAAGAAGCGCUUUUUGUAUUGAAUCGGGGCUCUGUUCCAACCUUUGUUACGAAAAAUCGGGCUGAGGUAUUGGACAUCAAGCUCUGCUCGCAAUACCUGAGCACUAAAAUCACUGACUGGAGGGUUUCUGACACGCCCUCUGGCUCAGACCAUAGAAAUAUUCAAUUUAACAUUGAAUUAGGCGGUAAACCCAUUCAGGAAUAUCGCAAUCCCAGAUUAACCGACUGGGAUGGUUAUAAACUAUCCCUGCAACGGAAUCUGAGAUCCAUCAACGUCAACGUUAACAAUCAUGAAGACCUAGAGAGGCUGGCCAACUCAAUGGGCCAAGCUAUAGUCUCGGCAUAUCAUGAUGAAAACUGUCCACUAAGAAAGAAAUCCGACAAUAGGAAAGUAUCUUGGUGGAACUCAAAAUUAGAGAAACUUCGUAAAGAGGUUCGGAAAAAAUUUAACGGAGCAAAAUCAGCAGGUGAAUGGGAAGUGUAUCGUCAAAUCCUCACCUUGUACAACAAGGAAGUAAGGAAGGCCAAAAGGGAGUCUUGGGAAAACUUCUGCAGCAGCAUCGAAGAUGCUGCAAGCGGGACAAGACUCCACAAAAUUCUCUCCAGAGAGCCGUCUUUAAUCUGUUAA